GGAUGUUAAGCAAAUACUCAAUUAGAUCAUUAACUCUAUUAAAAUUCCAAAGAUAUAGGUUUAGUUAAGUGAAUUAAAAACAAAAAACAGAGUAAGAGUAAGAUGAAUGGGAAGAAAGAACUCUUGAAGCUGAAGAAGCAAAUCCCAAAUUGGAAAAUAAAGAGAAAGCAUUCUCAUACUUUAGAUUAUUUUCAAGAAUAUUUUGGUGGACAAGUUCUGCUUUAUUUGGCUAUAAUUUAUAUCUAAAUAAUUAUAAAACUGAUCCAACAAAUGAAUUGGGUAUUAUUAAAAAAUAUGAUAUAGGCUAUUAGAAACAAAUAAAUGAUUUAGCAAAAUAUUGUCAAGAUUAAUAUUAAGCAUUUUAUGAUGUAAAAAUAGUUUAUUUAAAUAUUGUAGUUUAUGACUAAGCCAGCAAUUGAUAAAUUAUUGCCAGAUAUCCCUGAGUUACCUUUUGGAUAUGAAAUACCUAAAACAUUAGUACUUAAUGUAUCAGGUACUUUAUUGCAUAUGGAUUACGUUUUUGGUGUAGGGUAAUACAUUUAAAAAUUAAUUAUUAUUAGAGGAGAAAUCAAAAGAAGAAAUGGUUUAUAAAGAUUCCUUGAUAAAUUACCUAAAAUGUAUGAGGUUGUAAUUUUAAGUGAUGAUGAAACUAUGGUAUUUUUAAUCAAUAUACAGUUUACUUAACAAAUUACUCAAAAAUUAGAUCCUACAAGACAAAUCUUUGCUGGUGCUUUUGGCAGAGAAUCAAUGGUAUUUGAAAAAGGAAGAUAUAUCAGAGACUUAAAAUAUCUUAAUCGUCCUCUUAAUAGAGUUGUAGUUGUUGAUUCUGAUCCUGAAAGAAUGUACUAAUAUUAAGACAAUGGUAUCUUCAUUAAACCUUAUGAUGGACAAUAAAAUGAUGAAGUCUUAAAAGAUGUUCUUUUACUCCUUGAACGUAAUCCAUUAUAUUUUUAAUACAGAUCUCUCUAAACCUCAAAUCAAAGAUGUUAGAGCAGAACUUAGGAAAUUUGGAAACUUUGAUCCACAAGUUAAAUACUUAGAAGAAGUUAAAGCUAGAGAAAUUAACAUUAAAUAAACUAUGAAUAAAGGUCUCUUUGGAAUCAUCAAUCAAAGAAAAAAUCCUUAAUUUGAAUAAUCUAGAAGACACUGA
Paramecium sonneborni is the source of this 1150-nucleotide messenger RNA. The record is from the annotation of a GenBank genome assembly. NCBI's taxonomy places the organism in Eukaryota, Ciliophora, Oligohymenophorea, Peniculida, Parameciidae.